This is a messenger RNA of Spinacia oleracea (spinach), 2343 nucleotides long. RefSeq names its product F-box/LRR-repeat MAX2 homolog A. The record is from RefSeq and is a predicted model, not a curated record. Gene Ontology annotation, biological process: SCF-dependent proteasomal ubiquitin-dependent protein catabolic process. Lineage: Eukaryota; Viridiplantae; Streptophyta; Magnoliopsida; Caryophyllales; Amaranthaceae. The transcript has a single exon. Gene Ontology annotation, cellular component: nucleus; SCF ubiquitin ligase complex. The coding region runs from base 117 to 2177 and encodes 686 amino acids.
ACGUGGAUUCCAAAUCCAAAUCCAAAUCCAAAUCCAAAUCCAAACUCACUAUUUCCAUUUCCAUUCUCCACUUCACCCUUUCCUCUUUCCUCUUUCCUCUUCCAUUCCUCCUUACAAUGUCCACCACAAUCCACCACCUUCCCGACGCUCUCCUCACCAACAUCCUCGCCCUCCUCUCCGACGUCCGCAGCCGCAACUCCGCCUCCCUCGUCACCCACAAAUGGCGCUCCCUUGAGCGCCUCACCCGCACACACCUUACUCUCCGCGGCAACAUCCGCGACCUUCUCUACCACCUCCCCACUUGCUUCACCUCCGUCACCCACCUCGACCUCUCACUCCUUUCUCCUUGGGGGCUCUCCCUCGCUUCCCCUAUUGCUGAUGAUGCGCUCAUACUCAACGACGACCCUGCUUUCCUUCUUGCUCAUCGCCUUCGUAUCGCUUUUCCUCUUGUUUAUUCUCUUACUCUCUAUUCUCGCUCCCCCUCUACUCUCUCUCUUCUCUCCCCUUUUUUCCCUUCUUUGUCGAUUAUCAAGCUUGUGCGAUGGCAUCAGAGGCCUAAUCAUACUCCUCUCGGGUCUGAUUUUUUUGCUCUUUUUCAGAAUUGUGGCCUUCUUAAGUCGAUUGAUUUAUCUUGCUUUUAUUACUGGACUGAGGAUCUUACUCCCGCGCUUGAUGCUCAUCCGAACAUCGGGAGGAAUUUGAUUGAAUUGAAUCUCUUGAAUUUCUCGCUGUCCGAAGGGUUUAAGUCCCAAGAGGUUAUUGAGAUUACUAAGGCUUGCCCUAAUUUGAGGGAUUUUAGGGUUGGGUGUGUUUUUGACCCUAGGUAUAUUGGGUUUAUUGGGGACGAUGCGAUUUCAGCGAUUCCGUUGAAUUGUCCGGGGUUAAAGGUUCUUCACCUUGUUGAUAUUGCGCAGGGUGAUCGGGAUAUUGAUGAGGAUGGUUUUAGUAGUGAGGAUGCUGGGUUAAGUCUGCAGAGUCUUGUGGGGUUUUUCUCCGGGUUGAGAUUGAUUGAGGAAUUGGUAUUGGAUGUUUGGCGAAAUGUGAGAGGGAGUUGGGCUUGUUUGGAAGCUUUGGCUUCGAGAUGCCCGAAUUUGAGGUCGCUAGAGUUGGGAUGUUUCCAUGGAAUUUGUAAGGCAAUUGAGUCUCACUUGGAUGGGAUUGCCCUGUGUCAGGGGCUGGAGUCGUUAUCGAUCAAGAACUCAGCUGAUUUGACGGAUUUUGGAUUGAUUGCCAUUGGGAGGGGAUGCUCCAAGCUUGCUAGGUUUGAGGUGCACGGAUGUAGGAGGAUCACAAUGAGGGGACUAAGGACGAUGGUGUGCUUGCUUAGUAAGACACUAGUUGAAGUAAAGAUCUCGUCUUGCAAGUAUCUUGAUGCCCCUGCUUCGUUAAAGACAGUGGAGCCAAUAAGGGAUAGGAUUAAGAGCCUUCACAUUGAUUGUGUUUGGGAUGGUGAGAAGCCUGAGUACAAAGAUGAUGAUGAUGAUGAUGAUGAUGAUGGAAUUGAGGAAGAAAGUAGGGUCAACAAGAGAUGUAGGUUUUCACAAGGUAACACAAGCAAUGGAUAUCCGUUCAAGACAUGGGAACGACUUGAAUUUCUGUCACUUUGUAUCGGUGUUGGAGAGCUCUUGACACCAUUACCUGAUGCAGGGCUUGAUGAUUGCCCGAAUUUAAGAGAGAUUCAUAUAAAGGUUGACGGAGAUUGUCGAGAAAGACUGAAACCAUCACAGGGAACUUUUGGGAUAAGCUCACUGUGUAGAUAUCCUAUGUUAUCUAAGAUGAAGCUUGAUUGUGGGGAUACAAUCGGCUAUGCAUUGACUGCCCCAUCAGGGCACAUGGACCUUAGCCUGUGGGAGAGAUGGUUCUUGAAUGGAAUUAAAAGUUUGAUGCUGAAUGAGCUUGAUUAUUGGCCUCCACAAGAUAGGGAAGUUAAUCAAAGGAGUCUAUCACUUCCUGCUGCUGGACUUCUACAACAAUGCGAUACAUUAAGGAAACUCUUCAUUCAUGGAACUACUCAUGAACAUUUCAUGAUGUUUCUCUUAAGGAUUCCGAACCUAAGAGAUGUUCAGCUGAGAGGAGAUUACUACCCUGCUCCUGAGAAUGAUAUGAGCACCGAAAUGAGGGUAGACUCAUGCUGUCGAUUCGAGAACAGGCUCAAUGCACGUCAAAUUCCUGAUUGAGUCAGUUCUCAGUUGCCUUUCCAUUUUUCAAUAAAUUAUAUGGUUUGUUUGUGUAUGCUAGUAAUUGUCAUUGCACUGUAAUCUGUAAAUGGCUGAUAUGUAAUUCUUCAAAUUUUACUGUAGUUCGCUUUGCAACUCAAACUAUGAAAACUCUUUCUUCUUUUUC